AUGGCGUCUUCUAUGUUAUCUAUUUGUUUGUUGGUAGCAGUACUGACUAUGGUGUCAUCUGCUCCAGCUGAUGAGAAACCUUUGGAGUGUCCCGAAGGUGAAUACUACAUCAAGUGUAGUCAGGCGGAGUGUUUCCAAAAGUGUGACCAUUUGGUAAAUUUACCGGCUUGUCCAUCUCUUCUUCCAAGCUGCUAUAGCCCUGCGUGCUUGUGUGAUAAUGGAAAUCUGAGGAACUCUGAAGGAAAAUGUGUGCCCAAAGAACAAUGUGGAAAACCUAUGUACAAGGCCAAAACUUCAAAAAUAAAUAAUAAUAAUUCUGUUUCUAUGGCAACUACCACUAAACCUGUCGCCACCAUAUCAGUACAAUUUCGAUGA
Spodoptera littoralis (African cotton leafworm) is the source of this 375-nucleotide messenger RNA. NCBI's taxonomy places the organism in Eukaryota, Metazoa, Arthropoda, Insecta, Lepidoptera, Noctuidae. The record is from the annotation of a GenBank genome assembly.